UUAAAAAUGGCCGUAGCCACAAGUAAGCAAGAGUGGUUUUGACUCUACAACCGAUAUAUCUUUAUAAUCAUUGCGAUAAAUGCGUCAAUGGCCUAACUUAUUUAUAGUAUCCAAUUCUUUUUAUUAGUCUGCCAAGUAUUUUGACGUAAGAGUCUCGUGAAUACCGAUUCAUACUUUUAUACUACCGCCUUGCUCAUAACAUUUGUUAGAACGAGCAUCGAUUCAGUUAUUUAUUACAUAUUCGCAAUGCAACAUCUCGUCUAAUCGGCUCUAUAAUAGAUCCAGGUAAAUGACACUCUUUUACUCGUGGAGAGUCACGUUUUUCCAACACGAUGUCGCGUUAAAAAUUGUGCAACAAGGUUAACAGUGAAAAGUCAACAAACAAAGAAAAAUACUUUUUCAACAGUGUAAGAAUCUUUCAAUGAAAAAAAAAAUGUCAUCUGGUAUUAAUCAUGGUCCACGCAACACGGGUACUCUACCAAAAAGUAAUAGGAGAAACGAUAGAAACAGAGAACAAUCAGCUGCCAAUCAAUUUGCAAACCAUUCUAGUUAUCACGGACAUGCACAGCACUCUAACAAUUUGUACCAACUUGACUGGAAACCAGUUAGUGAUAGGGAACACCUGAGAGUAACGAAAAAUAGUAAUACAAGAUUCGAUUCAUCUGUGCCAUCGACAUCUUAUCAAGAUAUACCAGAAUUUGCAUCCUACACUUUCGGGCGACCAUACAAUUAUAGGGCAGAAGAAUUUACAUACUGGCAAAAGAUGGUUCCACCUACUGAUUCUCAAACACAAUCCCCUCCACGUUUUCAAGGAACAAAACCUUCUAAUGUCGAUAAAAUGCCUGAUAGAAGCCAAGUAGAAUCUCGUUUAAAUGAGAUCAGAGAGUGUAUCAGAGUUACAUCAACAAUGAUGGAUUCGCUUAAUCAAUCUAGUGAUCCCCGUGCACAAGCUCAAAAUGAGAAGUUAGGUAUUAUGGUAGAGGAUCUUCACGACAGUGAAAGAAAACUGUCCAGACUCUUGGAGCAAUAUCAAAAUCCUGGGCUAUUCUGCGAGAAUGGUGAAAAUGGGGAUGAAAACGGCGAAUCGAGCAGAGAAGUGAAACUACGCAAAGUCGAAGAAUUACAGAAGAAACUUACACACCUAUUGAAACAUCAGGCUAGUGUAGUUGGAAUGCAAUUACGUGUGUCAGAAACAUUAAGCGAAGCACGUCAAGCUCAACAAGCUCUUAUACAACAGGAAAAUCAAAGUGCAGUCACAUUAAGCCAAACAUUACCCGUAAAUGUUGAGCAAUUGGAAGCUGAAACGGCAAAACUGGCUCAACUUCAAACAAAGAAAAGACACAUGGACCAUCUUGUAGCUGAGCUACAAGCUGUAGAGAUGUCUGAUAGGGGUAGUUGUAGUUCCGAAGGUUCAAGAAAUGUUGGAAGAGAUAAAGUUGCUGAACUAGAAGCUAUGAAAGCACAACUUAGUCAUUUAAAAUCAUUAAUGGCAGAAAUAACAAGAGCUCGUGAUUGUCUCGAUUCUAAUUCUGAUCCUGAACCGGAAGUAGAUAUGAACGGUGAAACUGCAGCUGCGAUGGACACAAAUGAAGAAGAAAAUGGAACGAAUAUUUCAAUGGAACGUCAAAGUGAUACUGAUGAGAUAAAUCAUGACAAAAUUAGAAACACGGGAGAUAGACCAACGGUUGAAGACAUCGAGGCUGUAACGCAAGAACUUCGAGAACAAUCUGCUUUGUUACAAACAACCAGAGCAGAAAUACAACGAUUGAAACGACCAUUGUUAGCGGCAUCAACAACUCAGUCUAAUUCUACAUCCGUUUUCCAAACUUCGACGCCUCUACCAUCACUUACAACAUCAGUCACUUCCGAUAAAAAGCAAGAUAAUAACAGUACCACAGAAGCCCAGCCAGGUCAAGGAAAACGACGUCAAAUUGAAGAUCUUAUGCGAAAGUAUUCAUCUCAAUCAUCUAGCGUUAAUCGCGAUAUGGGAGGAGCAACCGAUGUAAAUAGUCAUAGAAGCUCUAGUUCGCAUAUUAGUCAUACAAGUACUCCCGCUAACGUUUGGCCUUCUUCUGCAGCAAUAGGAGGGUCCAAUGAUCAAAGUGUAGAUGGCGUAUCCACAGAAAAUUUAAUGGAUAUAGGACCUCAACCAUCAGCAAUCGAAAAUGGAUUCAAUGGAAAUUGGUGGAUAUACCCACCACCGCCGAUGAAUCAGAUACAACAUGGGUCUCAAGCUCAACAACUUCAGAUGAUGGGUACAACAUUACAACAAUGUUGCCAACUAUUGUGGUCCCAGCAACGUGAAUUACAAGCUAUGCGUGUAGCUGUUACUCAGUUACAAGCGCAAUUGAGACAAAAUCAAUUACAACAGCGAAGUAACAACAGUGAAAAUAAUGAUGAAUAUUCUAACUUAAGUCGUAAUGCUCACCAUCUCGGUGAAACAGUAGAUUCUACACUACCGCCAAGUUCAUCUCUACCAAAUCUGGUAUCAUUGCCAAAUUCUUCUCCCGCAUUAUCGCAUAAUGCUGCAACGAUUUCUGCAAAUUCCCAACAGCAACAACAACAACUGAAUAACCAAGUACCGCCAGGAAACAGAGCAAACAACUAUUGGGAUAAUUUCAGAAGCUAUUCAAGACAAAACUUACUCUCAGGAAGUAUAAAAACUAUGACAGACGCUACUUCAGGAGCUAUCGCGAAUUCAACGUCUUCUGGAAAUGCCGUAUCAAGCGUGAACAGCUCCCUUAUGAAAGACAAACGUAAUCGGGAGCAAGGAGUUGAUAAUGUACCUCUGUCUUCGUUAAAUGGAGAGGCUCAGUAUUCUUUGAAUUUGCAAUUACAAUCAAAUUUACAACAACAAGAAAGGGAGAAUGCUGUUGCACGUAGCAAUAUUUUAACGAACGAGGUAUCUCAACCACAAGUUGAUAAUCUUUGGGAAGAAGCACACUCAUCAUUUCGGUUACCAUCUAUGAUACAUGAUGAACACCUGUUUCAAACUUUAAGCUCUGAGAUGAAGGAAGUGUUAACUUCACUUAUUUACGCGAAUAAAAAACAACCAGAUUAUUUAGCCACUAUAUUAAGGGAAAUUAAGACUAUAAGUGAAGAUCAUAGAUUGCGACCUCGUUUAUUGAGAUCGUUACGUGCUUUACAAGAUAUACAACCUCUAAGCAAUCCAUUGAACGAAACAACCGAUCAAACUGCUAGUGAAAGUUGUCAGUCUAGCGACGAAGAUUCUGAAGUGGAUGCAGUAUUAGGUUUAGGUACAGAAAAUCAGUCAUCUAAAGCAGAAUUAGUUGUAUCAUCUCAAGCAGGAAGUUCAUCAUCUCCAACUGCCCAUGCACAGUUGAUAGAUCAUUUAGAUAUACCAGGAACGUCCUCAAUUGAUUCUACGAAUGUUUUACCUUCGACACCUGCUAGUAAACCAGGCUACAAUGAAGAUUUGGCAGAAGCUGAUCAGUCUAGACCUGAAUCGUCCGGUAAUCAACAGUCUUCUAAUAAUGACGACGAAAAUGAUCAAGGUCAAGAGGAGGCAGCUGGACCAGUAAUAUCUAUGCAAGCAACAUUUGAUGGUGAAGUAGAAUUAGAGUAAUUUAAUAAAAGUAAUGACUUCUGCAUUGCUUGAAUAAGCUUUAAAGUCUGGCUGCAAAAGUUGAAGAUACGAGAAACGAGGACAAUUAUAUUCUGACGGAUUAUUUUACAAAAUAUUUUAGGUUAUCCUUUUAUCUAUUCAAACAAAGGCAUGCGAUGGCGUUAAAAGCGCCACAUAUUUAUUUAUCUCAGAUCGAAUUCCAAUAUUGUUUCCCGAAGUAUCGUACUAUUGUUGUUUUAAGUACGUUUUAAAAAGUUGAUAAUUUAAUUGUAAACAUAAAAGUUACAAUUUCAAGCUUUUUUUACAUGUAAUGUAUUAUUUAGAUUAAAAUAAAAAUUGUAACUUAGAAAAGUAAAUAUUUAUUUUUAACCGUACAAUACAGUGCAAUGACAUACUUAUGUAUAAUGAAUAUACACUUUACAAUACAAAUACAAAAAAUAUAAACAUUA
Molecule: messenger RNA, 4035 nt
Organism: Hylaeus anthracinus
Lineage: Eukaryota; Metazoa; Arthropoda; Insecta; Hymenoptera; Colletidae
Gene: cmb
Exons: 17
Coding region: 422-3586 (1054 amino acids)
Source: RefSeq, a predicted model, not a curated record